Echinops telfairi (small Madagascar hedgehog) is the source of this 11855-nucleotide messenger RNA. RefSeq names its product mediator complex subunit 13 (gene MED13). Lineage: Eukaryota; Metazoa; Chordata; Mammalia; Afrosoricida; Tenrecidae. Gene Ontology annotation, biological process: regulation of transcription by RNA polymerase II. Gene Ontology annotation, molecular function: transcription coregulator activity. Gene Ontology annotation, cellular component: mediator complex. The transcript has 29 exons. Bases 1 to 6486 code for a protein of 2161 amino acids. The record is from RefSeq and is a predicted model, not a curated record.
AUGCUUUCUUUUCUUCAGGCUGACUUGACAGGAAUUAAAUGGAAAAGAUAUGUAUGGCAAGGCCCAACUUCUGCUCCUAUUCUGUUUCCGGUGACAGAGGAAGACCCCAUUUUGAGCAGUUUUAGUCGAUGUCUUAAGGCAGAUGUACUUGGUGUUUGGCGGCGAGAUCAAAGACCUGGAAGAAGAGAAUUGUGGAUAUUUUGGUGGGGUGAAGACCCUAAUUUUGCUGACCUUAUUCACCAUGAUUUAUCAGAAGAGGAAGAUGGAGUGUGGGAGAAUGGACUUUCUUACGAGUGCCGUACUCUGCUUUUCAAAGCAGUUCACAAUCUAUUGGAGCGGUGUUUAAUGAACCGGAACUUUGUACGUAUUGGCAAGUGGUUUGUAAAACCUUAUGAAAAAGAUGAAAAACCUAUAAAUAAAAGUGAACACUUGUCCUGCUCUUUCACCUUUUUCUUGCAUGGAGACAGCAAUGUGUGUACCAGUGUGGAAAUUAACCAACAUCAACCUGUAUACCUUCUUAGUGAAGAGCAUAUCGCCCUUGCUCAACAGUCUAGUAGCCCAUUUCAAGUUAUCUUAAGCCCAUUUGGACUAAAUGGCACUCUCACAGGACAGGCAUUCAAGAUGUCUGAUUCAGCUACAAAAAAAUUAAUUGGUGAAUGGAAACAGUUCUACCCUAUCUCAUCUUGCUUGAAGGAGAUAUCUGAAGAAAAACAGGAAGAUAUGGAUUGGGAAGAUGAUUCUUUAGCUGCAGUAGAAGUUCUUGUUGCUGGUGUUCGAAUGAUCUAUCCAGCUAGCUUUGUUCUAGUUCCUCAGUCAGACAUUCCAACUCCCAGCUCUGUGGGAUCCUCUCAUUGUUCAGCUUCUUGCUUGGGUGCCCAGCAAGUGCCUGCUUCCACAAGAGAUCCUGCUAUGUCUUCGGUUACUCUUACACCACCUACAUCACCUGAGGAAGUCCAAACAGUUGAUGCUCAAUCUGCUCAGAAGUGGGUUAAAUUUUCUUCAGUAUCUGAUGGCUUCAACUCUGAUAGUACUAGCCACCAUGGUGGAAAAAUACCUACAAAAUUAGCAAAUCAUGUGGUGGAUAGAGUUUGGCAAGAAUGCAAUCUGAACAGAGCACAGAACAAGAGGAAGUAUUCAGCUUCAUCUGGUGGUCUGUGUGAAGAAGAGACAGGCAAUAAAGUAGCAUCCUGGGAUUUUGUUGAAGCUACACAAAGAACAAGUUGCAGCUGUUCAAGGCACAAAAGUCUCAAAUCAAGAAAUCCUGGACAGCAAGGACCAGCAUCAUUGUUAGGUCAGCAACAGCAAGUACUUCCUAAGCACAAGACUAAUGAGAAGCAAGAAAAGAGUGAAAAACCACAGAAACGCCCCUUGACUCCCUUUCACCAUCGUGUAUCUAUUAGUGAUGAUGUUGGCAUGGACACAGAUUCAGCUAGUCAAAGACUUGUAAUCUCUGCUCCUGACAGUCAAGUGAGAUUUUCAAAUAUCAGAACUAAUGAUGUAGCAAAGACUCCUCAGAUGCAUGGCACUGAAAUAGCAAAUUCACCUCAACCACCCCCACUUAGUCCUCAUCCGUGUGAUGUAGUUGAUGAGGGAGUAACUAAAACACCUUCAACUCCUCAGAGUCAACAUUUUUAUCAAAUGCCAACGCCAGAUCCUUUGGUUCCUUCUAAACCAGUAGAAGAUAGGAUGGACAGUUUAUCUCAGUCUUUCCCAACUCAAUUCCAGGAAGCUGUAGAACCUACAGUAUAUGUUGGUACAGCAGUAAACUUGGAAGAAGAUGAAGCUAAUGUAGCCUGGAAGUAUUACAAGGUCCCAAAGAAAAAAGAUGUGGAGUUUUUACCACCUCAGCUUCCAAGUGAUAAAUUCAAGGAUGAUCCAGUUGGACCUUUUGGACAGGAAAGUGUAACAUCAGUUACAGAGUUAAUGGUGCAAUGUAAGAAACCUUUAAAAGUUUCUGAUGAACUAGUGCAGCAAUAUCAAAUUAAAAAUCAGUAUCUUUCAGCAAUAGCAUCAGAUGCAGAGCAAGAACCUAAAAUUGAUCCAUAUGCAUUUGUUGAAGGAGAUGAGGAAUUCCUAUUUCCUGAUAAGAAAGAUAGACAAAAUAUUGAGAGAGAACCUGGGAAAAAACACAAGGUAGAAGAUGGAACAUCUAGUGUAACAGUGUUAUCACAUGAAGAAGAUGCAAUGUCAUUAUUUAGUCACUCUAUCAAGCAAGAUGCUCCACGCCCUACUAGUCAUGCCCGACCUCCAUCAACCAGUUUGAUUUAUGACUCAGACUUGGCUGUCUCUUAUACUGACCUGGAUAAUCUCUUCAAUUCUGAUGAAGAUGAGCUAACACCUGGAGCUAAAAAAUCAACGAAUGGAUCAGAUGAUAAAUCCUGCUGCAAAGAAUCAAAAGCAGGAAAUCUGGACCCAUUAUCUUGCAUAAGCACUGCAGAUCUUCAUAAGAUGUAUCCUACACCACCAUCAUUGGAACAGCAUAUUAUGGGAUUUUCUCCAAUGAAUAUGAAUAAUAAAGAAUAUGGUAGUAUAGAUACAACACCUGGAGGAACUGUUCUGGAAGGAAAUACUUCUAAUAUAGGAGCACAGUUCAAAAUAGAGGUUGAUGAGGGAUUCUGUAGCCCAAAGCCUUCUGAAAUUAAGGAUUUUUCUUAUGUCUACAAGCCUGAAAAUUGUCAAGUUCUCGUGGGAUGUUCCAUGUUUGCACCUCUUAAAACUCUACCAAGCCAAUGCUUGCCUCCUAUCAAAUUACCAGAAGAGUGUAUUUAUCGUCAGAGUUGGACUGUUGGAAAAUUGGAAUUGCUUCAUUCAGGGCCUGCAAUGCCAUUCAUUAAAGAGGGCGAUGGAAAUACUGUGGAUCCAGAAUAUGGCCCUGCUUAUACACCUCAAACUCAUACUUCUUUUGGGAUGCCUCCUAGCAGUGCACCUCCUAGUAAUGGUGGAGCAGGAAUUCUUCCUUCUCCAUCCACCCCUAGAUUUCCGACUCCAAGGACUCCAAGGACUCCAAGGACGCCUCGUGGAGCUGGUGGGCCUGCUAGUGCUCAAGGUUCUGUCAAAUAUGAAAAUUCGGACUUAUAUUCACCAGCUUCUACACCUUCCACAUGCAGACCCCUUAAUUCUGUUGAACCUGCAACUGUCCCUUCCAUCCCUGAGGCACACAGUCUUUAUGUAAACCUCAUCCUUUCAGAAUCAGUUAUGAAUCUGUUUAAAGACUGUAACUUUGAUAGUUGCUGUAUCUGUGUCUGCAACAUGAAUAUCAAGGGUGCCGAUGUUGGAGUUUACAUUCCAGAUCCAACGCAGGAAGCGCAGUAUCGGUGUACCUGUGGGUUCAGUGCUGUCAUGAACAGAAAAUUUGGAAACAAUUCAGGAUUAUUUCUUGAAGAUGAACUAGAUAUCAUAGGACGCAACACAGAAUGCGGCAAAGAAACAGAAAAACGUUUUGAAGCUCUCAGGGCUACUUCUGCUGAACAUGUUAAUGGAGGACUAAAAGAAUCAGAAAAGUUGCCAGAUGAAUUGAUAUUAUUACUACAAGAUCAAUGCACUAAUUUAUUUUCACCCUUUGGAGCAGCAGACCAAGAACCUGUCCCCAAAAUUGGUAUAAUUACCAAUUGGGUACGAGUUGAAGAACGGGACUGUUGCAAUGACUGUUACCUUGCAUUAGAACAUGGGCGUCAGUUCAUGGAUAAUAUGUCAGGAGGAAAAGUUGAUGAAGCACUUGUAAAAAGUUCCUGCUUACAUCCUUGGUCCAAAAGAAAUGUUGUAGAUGUGAGUAUGCAGUGCUCACAGGAUAUACUUCGAAUGCUCCUUUCUCUUCAGCCAGUUCUUCAGGAUGCUAUUCAGAAAAAAAGAACAGUACGGCCUUGGGGGGUUCAGGGUCCUCUCACUUGGCAACAGUUUCAUAAAAUGGCUGGCCGAGGCUCCUAUGGAACUGAUGAAUCCCCAGAACCACUGCCAAUACCCACAUUUCUGUUGGGUUAUGAUUAUGAUUUUCUGGUGCUUUCUCCAUUUGCUCUCCCUUACUGGGAGAGACUUAUGCUGGAACCUUAUGGAUCUCAAAGAGAUAUAGCCUAUGUUGUACUCUGUCCAGAGAAUGAAGCCUUGUUAAAUGGAGCUAAGAGUUUUUUUAGAGAUCUUACUGCAAUAUAUGAGUCCUGUCGUUUAGGUCAGCAUAGACCUAUUUCACGACUGUUGACAGAUGGGAUCAUGAGAGUUGGAUCUACUGCAUCAAAGAAACUGCCAGAAAAUUUGGUAGCAGAAUGGUUUUCUCAGGCAGCUGAUGGUAACAAUGAAGCAUUUUCUAAACUCAAGCUUUAUGCACAAGUCUGCAGAUAUGACCUAGGUCCUUAUCUUGCUUCCCAGCCAUUGGACAGUUCUCUACUUUCCCAGCCAAAUUUAGUUGUCCCUACAAGCCAGUCUUUGAUUACUCCACCUCAGAUGACAAGUACUGGAAAUGCUACCACCACUCCAUCCACCACCCAAGCAUCUGCAGCGAGCAGCACUGUGACAUUGACUUCAGGUGGUGCCAUGUCUUCUUCAGUUGCCACAGCUAACUCAACUUUGACCACAACGUCAACUUCAUCAUCAUCAUCCUCCAGCUUGAAUAGUGGAGUCUCAUCAAGUAAACUACCUUCAUUUCCACCUUUUGGCAGUAUGAACACUAGUGCUGCAGGAUCCAUGUCUACACAAACAACCACAGUUCCAAAUGGCCAGUUCGGAGGGCAGCAGUCAUCAGCUCUGCAACCAGCUGGGGCUUCUGGAGAGUCAUCUUUGCUUUCUACUCAGCCCCAUCCUGAUGUGUCUGAAAGCACAAUGGAUCGGGAUAAAGUUGGAAUACCUACAGAUGGUGAUUCACAUGCAAUCACCUAUCCACCUGCAAUUGUUGUUUAUAUAAUUGAUCCUUUUACAUAUGAAAAUAAAGAAGAGAAUACUAAUUCUUCUAACGUAUGGACUUUGGGGCUACUUAGAUGUUUUUUGGAAAUGGUCCAGACUCUUCCUCCUCAUAUCAAGAGUACUGUUUCUGUACAGAUUGUUCCUUGUCAAUACCUGUUGCAACCUGUGAAGCAUGAAGAUAGGCAAAUCCAUACCCAGCAUUUAAAAUCUCUGGCUUUUUCGGCCUUCACCCAGUGUCGGAGACCACUUCCAUCAUCAACCAAUGUGAAAACACUGACUGGUUUUGGCCCAGGUUUAGCCAUGGAAACCGCUCUUAAAAGUCCUGAUAGACCAGAGUGCAUUCGACUUUAUACGCCUCCAUUUAUCCUGGCUCCUGUAAAGGACAAGCAAACAGAGCUUGGAGAAACUUUUGGAGAAGCUGGUCAGAAGUACAAUGUUCUUUUUGUGGGCUACUGUUUAUCACAUGAUCAAAGAUGGAUUCUUGCAUCUUGCACAGAUCUUUAUGGAGAACUUUUAGAAACUUGUAUCAUUAAUAUUGAUGUUCCAAACAGAGCUCGUCGGAAAAAAGGUUCAGCUAGAAGGUUUGGACUACAGAAGCUCUGGGAAUGGUGUUUAGGACUUAUACAAAUGAGUUCAUUACCAUGGAGAGUUGUAAUUGGUCGCCUCGGAAGGAUUGGUCAUGGAGAAUUAAAAGAUUGGAGUGGUUUGCUGAGUCGUCGAAACUUGCAGUCUUUAAGUAAAAGGCUCAAAGAUAUGUGUAGAAUGUGUGGUAUAUCUGCUGCAGACUCUCCCAGCAUUCUCAGUGCUUGCUUAGUAGCAAUGGAACCCCAAGGCUCUUUUGUUAUUAUGCCAGAUGCUGUGUCAACUGGUUCUGUUUUUGGAAGGAGCACCACUCUCAACAUGCAGACAUCUCAGCUAAAUACCCCACAGGACACAUCGUGUACUCAUAUACUUGUGUUCCCUACUUCUGCGUCUGUACAAGUAGCUUCAGCUACAUAUACCACUGAAAACCUAGACUUGGCUUUCAAUCCCAACAAUGAUGGAGCAGAUGGAAUAGGUAUCUUUGAUUUGUUAGACACAGGAGAUGAUCUUGACCCUGAUAUCAUUAAUAUCCUUCCUGCAUCUCCAACUGGGUCCCCUGUACAUUCUCCAGGAUCUCAUUACCCCCAUGGAGGUGAUACUGGCAAGGGUCAAGGAACUGAUCGGCUACUUUCAACAGAAUCUCAUGAUGAAGUAACUAAUAUUCUUCAGCAACCCUUGGCUCUUGGUUACUUUGUAUCAACUGCCAAAGCGGGUCCAUUACCUGACUGGUUCUGGUCAGCAUGUCCUCAAGCACAAUAUCAGUGUCCCCUUUUUCUUAAGGCCUCUUUGCACCUCCACGUGCCUUCAGUGCAAUCUGAUGAGCUGCUUCACAGUAAACACUCCCAUCCACUUGACUCAAAUCAGACUUCAGAUGUCCUCAGGUUUGUUUUGGAACAGUACAAUGCACUUUCCUGGCUAACCUGUGACCCUGCAGUCCAGGACAGACGCUCCUGUCUCCCAAUUCACUUUGUGGUGCUGAAUCAGUUAUAUAACUUUAUCAUGAAUAUGCUGUGAUCAUCAUCUGAUGGAACUGUGCAAGAAAAGAACAAGGAUAAAGGCUAUUUCACUGCAGGAUUAAGUUGCAAUUAUUUUCUCAGUGAAAGUCAUUUGUGAUGGGGGCUAAUUCUUAUUACUUCAACAAAUAUUGUUUUGACUUGGGGAGGGGGUAGCUAUAGCCCUGCUAUUUUUCAUUGAUUAUACCGAACACUUAAGGAUGACAAGUGAUCAUACAAAACGUAUUAUAACAUUUUCGUAGCAAAAAUUAACCUUUUUUUCCAGUCACAGUAUUUGUGAAAAGUAAUGAGCCAUAGUACCCAGUCAUGUUAAAUGAAUAUUAAAAGCAUGGAAAGGAAACAUGAGGAACAAUGAAUUUCAACUUAUGGCUUCAGAACAUCAAGAUGUUCUUGUAUUGGAUUAUAGUACCUAGUAUUCAAAAUGCCUGCAUCUCUUAUUUAUUGUAAGUUUUUAAAUGUAAAAUUGUCUUAUAUUUCUUAACCUCUUUUAUAAAAAUUUUCCUAGAAGGUUUAUACUGCCUUCUUGCUUUAAAGCAAUUGGUCUAAAAUAUAUGUAAUCGUCUUAAUUAAAAAGUUGCAGUAGGGUUGCUUUUAGAGUAUUAUUUUUUUGUAAGGGGUGGGUGGGACAGUAAAUUUGUAUUGUCUCAAUGUACAGUUUAAUGGGGCUAGAGAGGGAAUAAUGUCCAUGCCAUUGUGUGUGGAGGAUUUACAGCUAAGCUGUAGUUGCAGAGUACAUGUACAGGAAUGAAGCUCACUGUGUUUAUAAAUGGAAAAGGUACCGGGUCUGACAACAUUUUAUAUAUCACAUCUCUACAGAAUCACAUGAUGGCAAUAUACAAGUGAUAUUGUUAGGUGGUUUAACUUAGAAUAAAAUGAGAAUUCUUCAGUUAUAUUUUGUACUAUGAUUUAGGGCUAUGACUAAUAUUUCAGGCCAUUUCCAGUGAAAGAAACUUAGUUUUACAAGAAAAACAUUUGCUACUGAAUGCUUAAACUAAUUUUGGUGUUUAAUGUUACAUGCUUAAAUGUUUUUCAGUUUCAACAGUGGCACAUCUAGGCAUGGGUAUAUUAUUAAGAAAUUUAUCUCUGGAUCUACUAUAAGGUUGAAAUUUAGCCCAGCUCUAGGCAUUUUACAAAUUAUUUUAAGAGAGGUCACUCUUGAUUGUUUGACUUUUUUUUUUUUUAAUUAAAGAUUGGGAAUGUGUGUGAGUGCGUGCGAAUGUGUGUGUGUGAGAGUGUGUGCAAUCAAACUGUGGUGUAAAUAUAUUCUCGGUGAAUUCUGGUAUUCAAACUCUAUUCCACUAGUGAAAGAACCAUUUUCUAAACAACCUGUUCCCCUUUGUCUUUUUUAUUUAUUUAAUUUUCUUGGUUUGGAGAUGGUAGUCCCAAACACCAGAGUCUGUACUUUUCUAUCACACAGCUCAGAUUAAGGUAGGCAUAUGCCAAGGAGGUCCUCACCUCCCUAAAGAAGGGACUUUAAUUUUAGGGACUUUAAUUCACCUCUUCCUUCAAUACAACUUUUCCCCUUCUUCUUUGCACAUGCCAAGAUAACUGCUUUUAUGCAGGCUUUACCCCUUGAAAAAUCCAUCCUACAGUGCUGCUCACAAGAGAGCCCAAGUUAGCCUCCUAACUGUGUUGCUGACUUGAAUUCACAGUCACCAAGUCUACCUAUCUUUCUUGGAAGCAGUCCAACAAAAUUCCUAUUUGUACAUUCACUAACUCUCUACAAGGACAAAAAAUGGUAUUUACAAAACUCUUUAAUUUUUUUUCUUACUGAAACUUGUUUUGUGAAUACUAUAUGCGUAGCUUAAAUAUCACUUUCUUAUGAAUAAUAUAACUUCAAAUUGUAUAUAUAAAAAAAAGCGAGUCUUGUUUUUUUCUAUGAAAACAAUUGGUGGCAAAGGUUUCCAAUUAUUCUUUAAUAAUGCAAUCCCAAGGGUCAGCAUAUUUUGAUAUAAAAUUAAAGAUCACAUCUCUUCUUUUGUUUUUAAAAUAUACGAACACACCACAGAUUAUGUUGGCAUGUUUUGUUCAUUUUUAACAAACAAAAUACUUGUCUGAGAUUUGAGGGAAAAGAUGCUUUUUUCAACUUUCUAAAAGGGUAUUCAUUUUUAUAAACUUAGCUCAAUGGUGACUUUAAAAGUAUAUUCUUGGUUAUUUAAAAUUGUUAGUCUAUACUAACUACAUUUCAGUUUGAAAAAUAGGUUUUAAAAAAUUAUUCUCUGACAGUAUCUUUUAUAUAGAGCCAUAAGAAGGGAACCCAGUGUAUAAUUCCUUUUUAUCUGGGAAUCAGGGAAUAUUUCCCAAAUAUACAGGAUUACUAAUAAGAUUUUUUUCCUCCCUUCAUAUAUAAGUUCAUAACUCAAAUUGAAAAUUAUUGCAAUAGCCAUUAGAAAAGGUCAGGAGACUUCAGAAAAAAACAAAAAAAACUACACCUUUUUUAUAGGAUGAUGGAUCUGAUUUACCAAUGUACUGUCGCAGAUGAGUCGUUUUGUUUAAGUAGGCAUCAAAAUAUAUUGUUCUGCAGCAGAUCACCAACACCUUGACUUCUUUGUUACAGUGCUAGUGUCUAUUUCCUGUGCAGUUUUCCAUUAAGCUGGGUGGAAGUUCAGUAUUUUGACAUUUGGAAUGAUUAGUUAUAUAAUGUCUGCUUCCAGCCAGUCAGAAACAUCUAGCCAUACCUUUCUUAUGCAAGCCAUUCAGUUAUCAGGACUGUGAAUUAACACUGUAUGAAUAAAUUUCUGUACACCUUAUUGUUUGGCCAGAAGGCCACCAAGUGUACUUAUAUGUAAUCCUUAAAUUUUAAAGUAGCUGUAAUUUUUAAAUCUUUCUUAACUUUUCUUAAACCACUAAAAUUAAGCUCUUACUCCUUAGUCAACAUCCUCAGCUGUAUUCGUGCUCAACUGUCAGUAUGGCACAGGUGACUGUAUUAAAAUAUGCUCCUUUCCUCUUCAUAUUUACCUUCUGAGGUAAUUUUUUAACUUAAUGUGUUACUACAAAGAUUUGCAGAUCUUUAAUCAAGCACUAUGUUAAUACUGUAAUAUCAAAAUACUAUGUUGCAUUAUUUAAAAUGUUCAAAUUGAAUAGAUUAAAAGGAAGUUUUUAAAUGCUGUUGCAUCAUAUAAUUUGCUACUCCUCCACUGUGGCAUCGCAUAUUAGUCUAUUAAUACAUUUAAUGUUGCACGAGUGAUGUUUUGGUCUGGGUUUCCUCUUAAGAUUUAGUUUGUCUAAAUUAGGAAAAUAUUUUUGACAUACUUUUAAUUUUGCUCCCAUCCCCCAAUAAUCAGCUGGAAAUCUUAACCCUUUGGGUUUUUUUGGUGUUUUAAUGGGCCCAGAACUGUGGUUUAAAUUUUUAUAUAUGUAUUUUCAUUUUUAUGGAGUAUUAAUUAAAAAACUGGAUUUGGGACCUAAAAUACUCCUCAGGUUGAUGUGUUCAUGAAAUCUUAAAACCGUUUUAGUUCUCAAAGUAAACUGGAUUUGUGGACCUUAAAGUUACUGAGUUUAAACUACAAAUUGUAAUAUCAUUACUGGACACAUCAGCAUCAACCCUCUCAGAAUAGCUUGGUCACUUUAUGAAGGGGCAUUUUAAAGUUGUUUAGCAGUGACAUUUAAUAUGGUCCAAUUGCUUUUUUUUUAAUUAACAUGACAUAAAAGAAUAAGGAACAAACACUAUUGCUGCCGAAUGCCAUAACACUGAGUUGUACAAAUUGUGAUUGAGGAAAUGAAAAGGUUUAUACUUUUUAAAAAAAAAAAAUAAGAAAAAAAAACAAAAAGCAAAACUUCAAAUGGAAUAAAUUAUUCAUGAAGCCUUCAUUGUGGUGUCUUAUUCUGUUGAAAAUAUUUCCAUGGUAUAUAUUGCAAAAUUAGUAGCCUUAUCAUUUUUGUGUUAUUCAUAAUAAGAAAAAAAAGCAACCCAGAAACUGACUAAACAGCUUUUAACUUGUCUACACAAAGUAUUUGGAAAAAACUAUUCAUAUAUCAGCAUGUAGGGUAAUUAUAUAUGCGUAUAUAGCUUUAUAUAUACCUAUAUAUACAUAUAUGUAUAGGUGUAUAUAGAUAUACAAAUCCCAUUUAAGAUGAUGAAUUUGAUAUCCGUUUCCUAACACUAUGUUCAUAUAUUUAGAACUUAACUAUGUCCUUUUUUAAUUUCAUUGCAUAGAGUUUUAAGUAUAAAGAAGUGUUCAGAUGUAAGCAAUCUAUCCCACAAAGCUCUAUUUUCUGGAAGCAGCCAUUUAAAAUAUUUCUGUCCAGAUUUAAAAUCAAUAAGGAUAUAACUGAAAAUGUGUGGUCAUUUUCAAAUAGUUGCUGUCAACAAAAUUUUUAUAUAACAAUUCUUUAAAAAGGAGAUAAAUGUUGUUGAAACUGCCUAUCGUAAAAUAUUUUCUGUAUUGCAGUUUACAUGAUCUCUGAUUUGUUUUUACUAUAGUAUUAUGUAUGACUAAAAACUAUGCAAUUCAAGCUUUUUUUGGUAUUCACUUCUUGCACGGCUACACACAGAUUUUUAUAUUUGUAGUUUUCAGUAUUGAAAACCUGGGUCUGAAUAAUCCUAUUGAAUGCUUUACUGAAAGAAAUGAACUUUUCUAUAAAAGCAUAUCAGAUGCUUGUUUGUACUAUGCAUAAGGUAUUGGUACACUUCCAGAAUUUGAGCCACUUAGAGAUCGAUGUAUUUGCUACCUUAAGCAAAUAACAGUUUUUACAUUGUGGCCCAGCACACUCCAUCGUGGUGAAUCCCAAGACCUGAAAUUGAAAGCUUAAAUUUUUUACUGGUGAGUCCAUUCCCUGAAAAUCUUUUCUUGCAAAAUUUCCUGCCAGAGUUGUACUUGUGAAGUCCUUUAAAGUAAAGAACUAUAUCAUAAGAGGUAAAAGCAUGUGAAAUAUGAACAUUUUGAAAUGUUCUAGAAGGAAUUAAUAAAUUGCACAUGAAAAUUAUCUUGACCUCUGGGUCUCAGUAGCAUAUUAUUUAUGACUAUAAAUGUAUGUAUUUGUUAAUUAAAUUGAAGUGACUUGAAACAAUCACAACUAUUACUCUAGAUAAACUUUUUUAUCACUUUAGAAAAAAAUGCUGCAUACUUGAGUUUUUGUCUUGUUUUUCUGUUUAGUCAUUUUAUAAUCAAUAUGUCUUAUAGGAAUUGUUACAAAAAUAUUUUGGAAAUAUGGUCAUAGAUAAUCUAGUGGCAAACAAUCCAUUUCAGGAUCAGGAUAAAAUUAGAAAUGCAGUGUGAACCGUAUUCAAACUAUUUGAUGUAAAUGACCUUUGAAAAAUAGAUUCUACGGAACCAUGGACAUUAGAUUGGAACCAUCUAUUUUUCAGCAUGUUAAAUGAAAAUAUCCAGGAUUUGUUUCACAAGGCAUUAAAGGAAAUUUUACUGUUAA